AAGCCAUUCAGGAUGGAGAAAUUAUGAUGACCUAAACGAGUACUUCUGGUCUAACAGAUGUUUAAGACUAGGCUGGCCAAUGGACACCAAAGCAGACUUUUUUAGGCAUUCAGAUUUAAAAGCUGCAAAGAGUGAUUAUCAAGCUGCUGCUCCUGGAAAGAUGAAGCCUAAGACAAAUUUUGUAGACGUCCGUACAUUUUGGCAUCUUUACAGAAGUUUUGAUCGAAUGUGGAUAUUUUUUAUAUUGGCUUUCCAGGCAAUGGUAAUUGUUGCCUGGAGUCCUUCUGGAUCUCUUGCUGCAUUAUUUGAUGAAGACGUCUUCAGAAGUGUUUUGAGCAUCUUCAUUACUUCUGCUUUUCUUAAUCUUCUGCAAGCUACCCUAGAUAUAAUUCUUAGUUGGAAGGCCUGGAAGAGUUUGAAAUUCAGCCAAAUACUAUGGUACCUUUUGAAGUUUGCAGCAGCAGCUGUGUGGGCUGUGGUUCUGCCCAUUGGUUAUUCUAGUUCUGUGCAGAACCCUAUAGGAUUGGUGAAAUUCUUCAGUAGCUGGGCUAGGGAUUGGAGGAACCUGUCAUUUUAUAAUUAUGUUGUUGCACUUUAUUUGAUGCCCAAUUUACUUGCUGCUAUAAUGUUUUUACUUCCACCUUUACGGAGGCACAUGGAGCUAUCAAACUGGCGGAUUAUCACUCUUCUUAUGUGGUGGGCUCAGCCCAAACUUUAUGUAGGAAUAGGCAUGCAUGAGGACAUUAUCUCACUUCUAAAGUAUACACUAUUUUGGAGUAUGCUGAUAGUCAGUAAGCUAGCAUUUAGCUACUACGUGGAGGAAGUAUACCGCAUCAGGCUUCCCGGUCAUCCAGGAGAUAUUGGUGAAGGAAAAUCUGAAAAUCAAAAUCAUGCCAUUAUCUUUACUCGAGGAGAAGCCCUGCAAACAAUAGACAUGAAUCAGGAUAAUUACUUUGAAGAAGCUUUUAAAAUGAGAAAUGUACUGAAGGAAUUCUUAGACCAUCAACAUGGUCAUCGGAAACCCACAAUAUUGGGUCUGAGGGAGCAUAUAUUCACUGGAAGUGUUUCAUCACUUGCAUGGUUCAUGUCCAAUCAAGAGAACAGUUUUGUUACUAUUGGGCAACGAGUUUUGGCAAAUACUCUUAGGGUACGGUUCCACUAUAGACAUCCUGAUAUAUUUGACAGAAUCUUCCACAUAACAAGAGGUGGCAUAAGCAAAGCUUCAAAAGUAAUCAACUUAAGCGAGGAUAUAUUUGCAGGAUUUAAUUCAACUCUGCGUGGGGGAUUUAUAAAGCAUCAUGAGUACAUUCAAGUAGGCAAGGGGCGUGAUGUUGGGAUGAAUCAAAUAUCCCUUUUUGAGGCUAAGGUUGCAAAUGGAAAUGGAGAGCAAACUCUCAGCCGUGAUGUCUAUCGUCUUGGACGUCGAUUUGACUUCUUUCGGAUGUUGUCAUUUUACUUUACAACAGUGGGUUUCUACUUUAGUAGUAUGAUGACUGUGCUUACUGUAUACAUAUUUUUAUAUGGACGUGUGUACAUGGUAAUGAGUGGAAUUGAGAGAGAGAUCCUUGCGAAUCCAAGCAUACAUCAGAGCAAGGCCCUUGAAGAGGCUUUGGCUACCCAAUCUGUUGUCCAAUUGGGCUUAUUGCUAGUUCUACCCAUGGUUAUGGAAAUAGGCCUGGAAAAAGGAUUUCGUACUGCGUUGGGCAAUUUUAUCAUCAUGCAACUACAACUUGCUUCUGUAUUCUUUACGUUCCAACUUGGAACAAAAGCACAUUAUUAUGGAAAAACAAUUUUGCAUGGAGGUUCUAAAUAUCGAGCUACUGGCCGUAGAUUUGUUGUUUUUCAUGCAAAGUUUGCUGAAAACUACAGGAUGUACUCACGAAGUCACUUUGUGAAGGGGUUGGAGUUGUUUAUUCUACUGAUCGUAUAUGAAGUUUAUGGGGAAUCAUAUCGAAGUUCAAAUCUUUAUUUGUUCAUCACUUUCUCUAUGUGGUUUCUUGUUGCUUCUUGGCUGUUUGCUCCUUUCGUGUUCAAUCCAUCCGGUUUUGAUUGGCAGAAGAUAGUAGAUGAUUGGACAGACUGGAAAAAGUGGAUGGGAAAUCGUGGUGGUGUUGGGAUUUCACCUUACCGCAGUUGGGAAUCAUGGUGGGAUGAAGAACAGGAACACAUCAAAUACACAGAUUUCAGGGGAAGAGUGCUGGAGAUAAUACUUGCAUUUCGCUUCUUUAUUUACCAGUAUGGAAUUUUCUACCACCUUGAUAUUGCUCAUCACAGCAAGAGCUUGCUGGUUUACGGCCUUUCUUGGUUAGUGAUGCUGAUUACUCUUGUUUUAUUAAAGAUGGUAUCAACGGGUAGGCAAAGAUUGGGUACCGACUUUCAGCUCAUGUUCAGGAUUCUCAAUGCGCUUCUGUUCCUUGGCUUCAUGUCUGUCAUGACUGUCUUAUUUGUUGUAUGUGGACUCACUAUAUCAGAUUUAUUUGCUACUAUUCUUGCCUUCAUACCCACAGGAUGGGCCUUUCUUCUUAUUGGGCAAGCAUGCAGGCCAUUGUUGGAGGGGGUAAAAUUAUGGGAGUCAAUAAAGGAGCUAGCAAGAGCAUAUGAAUGCAUAAUGGGGCUGAUAAUCUUCACGCCCAUAGCCGUUUUGUCUUGGUUUCCAUUUCUAUUAGAGUUCCAAACGCGCUUGCUCUUUAAUCAAGCAUUUAGUAGAGGCCUCCAGAUUUCAAUGAUUCUUGCAGGAAAGAAGGAAAAAGCAGCUUGAACUUUUUUUUUGCAUCUCACACCUAUAUAUACUCAUCAAAAUUUUAUUAUAUUCUUUGAAAUAUUAUUAUUAGCGUUUUCAUUUUUAUAGUAUUUGGUGAUUUUUGUAAUAUUUAUCUUCA
Messenger RNA from Corylus avellana, 2879 nucleotides. The record is from RefSeq and is a predicted model, not a curated record. NCBI's taxonomy places the organism in Eukaryota, Viridiplantae, Streptophyta, Magnoliopsida, Fagales, Betulaceae.